Messenger RNA from Corvus hawaiiensis (hawaiian crow), 2214 nucleotides. It is a transcript of the gene GOSR2, whose product is annotated as golgi SNAP receptor complex member 2. The transcript is spliced from 6 exons. Gene Ontology annotation, cellular component: SNARE complex; ER to Golgi transport vesicle membrane; late endosome membrane. Gene Ontology annotation, biological process: intra-Golgi vesicle-mediated transport; vesicle fusion. Lineage: Eukaryota; Metazoa; Chordata; Aves; Passeriformes; Corvidae. Gene Ontology annotation, molecular function: SNAP receptor activity; SNARE binding. The coding region runs from base 54 to 692 and encodes 212 amino acids. The record is from RefSeq and is a predicted model, not a curated record.
AGCCGGAAGUGGCCGGAGGCGACGUGUGCGGAGCGGAGCGGAGCUGGGGCGGAAUGGAGGGGCUGUACCAGCAAACCAACAAGCAGGUCCAUGAGGUCCAGUCUUACAUGGGGCGCCUGGAGACUUCAGACAAAGAGUCAGUGCACUUGGUAGAAAAUGAGAUUCAGGCAAGAAUAGACAACAUAUUCAGCAACUUGGAACGUCUGGAAAUCCUGUCCAGCAAAGAACCUCCCAACAAGCGGCAGAAUGCCAAACUGCGAGUUGACCAGCUGAAAUACGAUGUGCAGCACCUGCAGACAGCCCUGAGGAACUUCCAGCACCGCCGGUACCUGCGGGAGCAGCAGGAGCGGCAGCGGGAGGAGCUGCUGGCUCGCACCUUCACCACCAACGACUCUGACACCACCAUCCCGAUCGACGAAACCUUGCAGUUUAAUGAAUCCCUGCAGAGUGCCCACCGUGGCAUGGAUGAGCUUAUUGGCAGUGGCACCAACAUCCUGCAGGGCCUGAGGGACCAGAGAGUCACAUUAAAGGGCACUCACAAGAAGAUCCUGGACGUUGCCAACAUGCUGGGCCUGUCCAACACGGUGAUGCGGCUGAUUGAGAAACGCGCCUUCCAGGACAAGUUCCUCAUGCUGGGGGGGAUGGCCGUGACCUGCCUCAUCAUGUUCCUCGUCGUGCAGUACCUGACAUGAGCUGCUGAACUCCUGCAAGAGGAGUGUCUCCAGGACUGACUUUCCUCUGGGUGCUGCUUUGGAUGAGCCCUUCCCGUGGACUUCAGAGUUUACAAAUCCCACUCGGACAGUGUCACGUGGAAAGCACGUCGGGAAAUGGAUGUGUCCGGGGAUGCUGUGCUUGAGAAUGGCCCUGUGAAAAUAACCCCUGGCCUUUACUGCUCUCACCUCAAGCCUGCAGGUUGAACAGUCUGGUUAAUAGGAAGCAGAAGUGAACAUUGUGCCCAGUUGUAGCAAGGCAGGAAUGUCCCUUUGGGCACACAGGGAUGGGAGGAUGCAAAGGCACAGCAUAGGAUGCAGCGAGUCAUUCCUGUGCUGGCCAGCACUGACCUGACCCCUGCACUUCGCACAGAGAAUUUCACAGUGUUCAUGGGCCUGAGUUCAGCCUGUGGGACUGAGUGUGCAAAAAGAGUUGGGAGGUGAAGGGCUCCCAUCUGCGGUUCCAUUUGCUUGGAGGAGGAGGAUGUGUGGGGAAGAGUCUUAGAGCACGGUUAUAACCUCAGUUAACUUCACACACAGUAUUAACCAGCACAGAUCUCUCUGGUUUAGGCUGAAAUGCUGCUCUGCUCAUCUGAGGGAUGUUCUGGUACCUCUCUCUGCCCUGCUGCUUCCCAGGGGAUGCCGAGUGCUGUGCUCCCUCCUGCUUCCACUGGGAUGCACAUCAGGCCUGUGGCAUCUCCCUGGGUCUCCUGCCAAAUCCAGCCUCCUAAACUGACAUUUCUAAUGCUGAAGCACAGAGAUUUGGGGAGCUGCGUUCAUUUCCUGAGGUGCUGGUUGGGUUUGGGGCUCUGGAGCUGGAACUUACGUGGAUAGAGCAGGUGAGUCCCCCUGUACUGCCUGGAGGUGUGGGAUUGUUCACAGAGCUGGAACAGGUUCUUCACACCGGAGGAAUGGUGGGAUCAGCACAACAGGCCUGGCACUGAAAAUCAGCUUGGUAUGGGGAGUUCCCUCAAGUUUGUGCCUUGGGAUGGUGAUGUCCCCAUCCUUGGGAAGGGUGUUCCCUGUGGUACCCUUUGCACCUGUGGAGUUACUGUGAAAGACACUGGGACAUGUCACCUGCCGGGGGUGGUGCUGGCUGGGACUCGUCUCCUUGGGGUCAUUCCCUGUCUCAGUGAAACACUGGAGCUGUGAGAUCCUUGUCUCAAUCCAGCACUGCUUUCCCUGCAGACUGGGCAUGUCUGACAGAGGGGCCAUCCUGGGAUUUUGGGCAUCAUCCAUUUCUGUCACCCUACAGAGCCAUUCCCAUCCCAAUGUGCAGCAAGUCUGGAGCAUUCCCUGAUGUCUGACAGUGGCCCAGAUGUGUCAUAUCCAGAUGAUGUGGCCUCAUGCUGGCAAUUCCUUCCUUGUUUUCUGUCUGGAAUGGUUGUGGGUCUCUGGAUUAGUAACUAAUCACAAGUUCUGCAUUCUGUCCUCACUGCACUGAGCUUUGCUUUCAUUAUGUGGCUUGUUGCAAACUGGGAGAAAGGGUUUUAAUAACUGAAAG